AUGGCACCCACAGCCUCGCCCUUCCUCGAUCCUAGCCCAUGCGCGUCUGCCCAAAGCCUUGGCAUCCUCCAGCUAAAACGCGAUCAACUCAUUCCCGUCGUACUGUCCGAUGCAUCGUCGACCGAGUACGCAGAGGGCAAUGUCGUAAACACUCGCUUCGGAAGCUUCACGCACAGCAGCCUCAUAGGCAAGCCGUGGGGUACCCAGAUUCUCGCCUCGGUCGUGGACACGGGCUCGCGCGGCGGAAGGUCGAAGAAGAGAAAGCGCGAAGCCAAUGGCGAUGGAAAUGCGGCAGAAGAAGUUGGAAUCGCACCAGAAGAGCCUGCGAAGGGGGUCGUAAAGGCUGCGACGGCAAGCAGUGGGUUCGCGCAUCUUGUACCGCCUACACCGGAGACUUGGACGCUGUGUCUACCACACAGAACACAGGUUGUGUACACCCCGGACUACAGCUUCAUCAUUCAGAAGACGCGCUUGCGACCGGGGGAUCACAUCAUUGAGGCAGGUGCAGGAAGUGGCAGCUUCACUCACGCGGUCGCGAGGACAGUGUUCAAUGGGUACCCUGGGCUGGAACAACCGGAGGACGAAGAGGAGCAAGUAAAUGGUACACACGCACGCAAGAGAAAGAGACGACAGAAGCGACACGGUCACGUCUACAGCUUCGAAUACCACAAGCCACGCGCGGAGCAACUGAGAGAAGAACUCACUUCUCACGGGCUCGACCCACUCGUCACCGUUACCAACCGCGACGUCUACGAAGACGGCUUCUGCCUUGACGACGAGAAUGCACCCAACGCCGAUGUAAUAUUCCUCGACCUGCCAGCCCCAUGGCUCGCACUCAAACACCUCACACGCACCCCACCUCCACCCGCAGUGGUUAAAUCCAUCGCAUCAGACCCCUCGGCAAACACCCUCGAACCUUCUACAUGCACACCGCAAUCCCCGCCCUCUACAAAACCCUUCCGCUCCCCCCUCAACCCCAAAUCGACGACCAGGAUAUGCACCUUCUCCCCCUGCAUCGAGCAGGUCCAAAAGACCGUCGCCGCCAUGCGCUCCUACGGCUGGCUCGACAUCGAGAUGUUCACGCUGGAGCACAAGCGCCUCGAAGUGCGCCGCGAGCGCAUCGGCCUCGCUGAAGAAGGUCUCCGCGGAGCGAAUCCCUCACCCGCCACCGUGCAAGAAGCCGUCCAGCGCCUGCGCGACGUGGAAGACCGCGCGAAGGUAUUCCACGGACUACAGAAGGAAAAGCAGGAGCAGGUGAUGCGGCGCGCGGAGGCGAAGAAGCGCGGAGAGAAGCUAUCUACCAUGAAAAAAGAGUCAGAGGACAAGAAGAAUAUAAAGGUGGAGGGGCUGCCGCCGAGUAAGCAUGAUAGGCUGGAGAGAGCGAAGAAGGACUCGAAAAGUAGGCCGUUGUUUAAGGAAGGGAGACUGGUGUGUAGGACGGAGCCUGAGAUUAAGACGCAUACGAGUUAUCUUGUGUUUGCAAUGUUGCCGGUUGAGUGGACGGCUGAAGAUGAGGAGAAGGCGAGGAGAAAGUGGGUUUGA
Molecule: messenger RNA, 1542 nt
Organism: Didymosphaeria variabile
Lineage: Eukaryota; Fungi; Ascomycota; Dothideomycetes; Pleosporales; Didymosphaeriaceae
Gene: TRM61
Product: tRNA (adenine-N(1)-)-methyltransferase catalytic subunit trm61
Exons: 1
Coding region: 1-1542 (513 amino acids)
Biological process (GO): tRNA methylation
Cellular component (GO): tRNA (m1A) methyltransferase complex; nucleus
Source: RefSeq, a predicted model, not a curated record